Linum tenue is the source of this 1150-nucleotide messenger RNA. The record is from the annotation of a GenBank genome assembly. NCBI's taxonomy places the organism in Eukaryota, Viridiplantae, Streptophyta, Magnoliopsida, Malpighiales, Linaceae.
CCUCCAUCGGAAUCUGUUUUUCAAGAAGAAAAAAAAUUAAUAAACGAGCUUCACUCCUUUGAAACUUCGCGUGGAGCGAAUCUGAGUGAGAUGAACGACGAACCCAUUGGGCUAUAGGAAUUUCUGCAGAAGAAAGCAGGAAAAAAUAAAGUAAAUAAGGCGAGGGUAGAGGGCGAUCAAUAGCCAUGGGGAUUCUCUUCACUCGGAUGUUCUCUUCUGUAUUCGGCAAUAAGGAAGCUCGAAUUCUCGUUCUUGGCCUCGACAAUGCCGGGAAAACUACUAUUCUCUAUCGGCUUCAAAUGGGGGAGGUAGUCUCCACGAUCCCAACUAUUGGAUUCAACGUGGAAACUGUACAGUAUAACAACAUUAAAUUUCAGGUGUGGGAUUUGGGUAAGUUGGAAAUUCUUUUGAACCCUUCAUUAUAUUUGUUUGUUCUGCUAAGAUUGGGUGGCCAGACAAGCAUCAGGCCUUAUUGGAGAUGCUAUUUCCCAAAUACUCAGGCUGUGAUUUAUGUGGUUGAUUCAAGUGACACCGAUAGAAUUGGAAUAGCCAAAGAGGAAUUUCAUGCAAUUUUGGAGGAAGAAGAAUUGAAAGGGGCCAUUGUCCUCAUUUUUGCAAACAAGCAGGAUCUCCCUGGCGCACUUGAUGAUGCUGCAGUCACCGAGGCUCUAGAGUUGCACAAGAUUAAAAGCAGGCAAUGGUCCAUCUUCAAAACUUGUGCUGUUAAGGGCGAAGGCCUCUACGAGGGAUUGGACUGGUUGAGUAAUACUCUCAAGUCAGGAGGUAGUUAAGCUUAUUGUGAAAUUUGAGCUCAAUGUUGUGUGGCAAUGCAGAGGCCAAAGUGUUACAAAACUAUCAUUAAUUAAUUUUACUCUUUUCUUGCCUUCCAAUCUUCUAUUAUACCUAUUGUUGUAUUCUUUUUAGUUUUGUUCCUGAAGAGUUCAUGGCCUCCCCUCCCCCUUCUUUCUUUAACUCUGACCUUUUAUCCUUCCAAUUUUCUUAGAAUAGAAUCGUCGAGGUUUCGGUGAGCUUGUAAUGUUAUCAGAUUAAUACGAGUACUGUGGAUAGGUUGCUGUUACAUCCUCUAAAUCUGUGUCUUGCAUUGCGGUUAGUGUUAACUGUUAAGAUAGGCCGAUUGUCCGAAAGGAAA